CCCACAGAUAUCUCUUCUUUUAAGGCGACUACAAAAAGGUUCUGUACGACGAAACCUUCUUUUAAAUACUUUGGGGCCGUCGAGUUUUUAUCAACAUGAGCGCAGCCAUAUACUCGUUCAUCAACUCCAUAACCAACAGCAUAACGUCUCGAUACGAUAUUAAAUCGCAAAUAUCUACAGCGGGACUAUGGAAGAUUUAUCUCGGUUUACGAAAGACGACGGGAAAACAUUACGCUAUUUUUAUUUUUGAGAAACGAUCGCUUGAUGUCUCCUUUAAACGCGAACGAGGUGCCUCGAAAAAUGAUACGGAAAAAGUCUACGAACUAUUAAAAAAAGAAGCAAGUUUCCUUUGAACAAUUCCGAUAAUACUUGGCUACCAGAUUGCUAACAAUCAGGGAAACAUUCUCAUUACCACGCUAUAGGCUAGCAAUUUGGCACGUUUACGGCAUCCAUCCAUCUUGGAAGUGGUAGAGCCGGUUUCGGAAUCAAGGUCUUCGAUCGCCUUUGUUACGGAACCGUUGUUGGGCACCUUAUCUCAUUUGCUGAAAAUGGACAGUAAUUAUUCGUCGCCAGGAAGCGAUACGGCAUAUGAAAUUGAUGAACUAGAGGUAAUGACAAUACUUUGAUGGGCAAAAAGGAAAGGCAACAAAAAGCAAGGGAGUGUGUGUGCGCAUGCAUGUGGAGUUUUGAGGUGCAAUGAUAUCCUGAACAAAAAACGAUAUAUCCAAAUGAUUCUAUAGAUUCAAAAAGGAUUGUCUCAA
This is a messenger RNA of Zychaea mexicana, 761 nucleotides long. RefSeq lists its product as uncharacterized. The record is from RefSeq and is a predicted model, not a curated record. The transcript has 2 exons. Lineage: Eukaryota; Fungi; Mucoromycota; Mucoromycetes; Mucorales; Lichtheimiaceae. Bases 96 to 353 code for a protein of 85 amino acids.